Molecule: messenger RNA, 1407 nt
Organism: Synchiropus splendidus (mandarinfish)
Lineage: Eukaryota; Metazoa; Chordata; Actinopteri; Syngnathiformes; Callionymidae
Gene: dok4
Product: docking protein 4
Exons: 8
Coding region: 415-1329 (304 amino acids)
Biological process (GO): cell surface receptor protein tyrosine kinase signaling pathway; positive regulation of MAPK cascade
Cellular component (GO): cytoplasm
Source: RefSeq, a predicted model, not a curated record
UUUCUGUCUCGGUGCUCUUAAAAUUAUUAUUAUACCAGUGUAUAUACACACAUGCUGGUACACACUCACUCAAACUUAGUCACUUGUAGACACACACACAUAAAGGCAGCGCCACCCAAACACUUCCAGCUUUCCCAUCUACUUAUCAGUGCGUGUGCUACACAAUGAAUAAUAAAUGAUAAUGUUGUGCUUCCCACUCAACAAUGAAUAAUAUAUGCUUAUAUAUAUAAUCCUCCAUUACCAUUCCUCUUCUCAUUUCCCUGACUCUUGUGAAAGGCAUUUCUGACCAUCUCAAUGAAAGGCAUGCCGGCGGGGAGAGCGCGGCGCUCCAUGGUGCACACCCGCGGCAGCCACUCCGUUCUUGGGCGCUCAGCGGAGGCGCAAUAGAAGAAAGCUGGACGGUCUUGAGAUGGAAUGCUGGCUUUGGAAAUGGCCUCCAACUUCAAUGACGUUGUCAAGCAAGGAUACGUCCGCCUGCGCAGCCGCAAGCUCGGGAUCUAUCGACGUUGCUGGCUGGUUUUCAAGAAAUCAUCCAGCAAAGGACCACAUCGACUGGAGAAACACCAGGAUGAGAAGUCGUCAUACAGUCGAACCUGUCUUAAGGUGAUUGAGCUCAGCAAUGUCAAGACUGUCACACGGUUGCUGAGGGACACCAAGCGACAUGCUGUGACUGUCGUCUUCGCGGAUGACACAUCACGCACCUUCACCUGUGAUUCAGAACUGGAGGCAGAAGACUGGUUCAAGACGUUACACAUAGAGUGUGUGGGAAGUCGACUGAAUGACAUCAGUUUGGGGGAGCCGGACCUUCUGGCCGCUGGCGUGCAGUGUGAAUGCACAGAACGCUUCGAUGUCUUUCUCCUUCCCCACCCCAACCUGGACAUCUAUGGCGAGUGUAUGAUGCAGAUAACUCAGGAGAACAUCUACCUAUGGGAUGUCAACAACCCCAGCACCAGGCUGGUCACAUGGCCCCUCAGCUCGCUGCGUCGCUAUGGCCGUGAUGCCACACGCUUCACCUUUGAGGCGGGAAGCAAAUGCGACAGUGGAGAAGGACUCUACACUUUCCAGACGAGAGAAGGAGAACAAAUCUACCAGAGGGUCCACUCCUCCACCCUGGCCAUCGCGGAGCGCCACAAGAGGGCGCUGAUGGAGCUGGACAGGAACAGCAGGUGGCUGACAAAACGGUCGGAGCUGAGCUCCCACCCCUGUACUCCCACUGACAUCCUGCCUCGGUCUGCUUACUGGCAUCACAUCACUGGAAACCGGACUGCAGCGCCCUUUGGAAGCUCCGGCGCUCCUCCGUCACCCAUGCAGUGCAGUUCGGGACGAUGAGGAUUUGUAAGCCUCACAAUUGCGCCAAUGCAGCAGCUCAAAACUCCACCCAGUUUUUAAGUUUCUACAAGUCUUUCA